Molecule: messenger RNA, 3363 nt
Organism: Mercenaria mercenaria
Lineage: Eukaryota; Metazoa; Mollusca; Bivalvia; Venerida; Veneridae
Product: neuropeptide Y receptor type 2-like
Exons: 2
Coding region: 202-1623 (473 amino acids)
Biological process (GO): G protein-coupled receptor signaling pathway
Cellular component (GO): membrane
Molecular function (GO): neuropeptide Y receptor activity
Source: RefSeq, a predicted model, not a curated record
UCUAUCAAUGAACUUUAGUCGCGUCGCGUGGCAACGAAUGAGGAGUAUAAAGUAUUAAACAUUAGUAGGUAGAGGAUUGUGCUAAAGAUGCUUGACAUAAUUGAAACGUUUAAAUUUGUGCUCAUAAGAUAUACAAUAUACAAUUUUAAUAUUACAAGUGAACAAUUAGUGAAAUAAUCUGCAUUCUGACGGCUGAAAGAAAUGGAGCUGAAUGAUUCAAUCAAGAACAGCCUUGGUCGUAUGAUCCUGCAGGGCAACUAUAACGUUAAGAUACGCUCAAUGGAAUCCCAAGUGCUUCAGAUUAAAGAUACAGAACAUAUAACGAUAUAUGACAACGAAACAAAUGCUACUGCAGAGGACGUGGACGAUCCGUGUGACGGGGAAUCAAUGAUGAUAAAUGCUUCCAAUUGUCGAGGAAUACUUAAAGAGUUCCAGUCUUCCCACUGGUUUACUCCAAGCCAAGAGGCCUUACUCAUUGUGUUUUAUUGCGUCGCCAUUAUUCUUGGUAUCCUAGGAAAUUCCAUUGUCGUGUACAUUGUUCUCAAAUUUAAACAUCUUCACAAGCCUAGAAAUUUCUUGAUACUGAAUCUCUCUGCGUGUGGCAUUAUCAUGUGUAUCGCAUGCAUGCCAUUUUCUUUGAUUCGUUUGACGUUAAAAAACUGGGAGCUUGGUGACUUUCUGUGCCGUUUGAGUCCAACGCUGCAAACUAUAGAUGUAUUCGUAUCAACUUUCACAAUAGUAGCUAUAGCGGUUGAUAGGUACUCGGCUAUCGUAUGUGCCUCAAGGGAGUCGAGUAACCGGAAAUUGGUUUACUACUCCAUUAGUCUUAUAUGGUUCUGUUCAAUUAUUCUGUGUAUUCCAAUGAUGAUGUUUCAUGAGGUGCAAGAAGUAUACCCAGAAGCAUUGAACGUUCAGCUGUAUACAAUCUGCAUGGAAGUGUGGCCGUUUGAUUGGAUGAGAAAAUUGUACACAACAUGUGUUCUCCUGAUACAGUACGCGGCACCGCUUGCAAUAAUAUCAGUACUGCAUGGCAGAAUUUGCCGAUUCCUGCGGCUAAGAAUCAAUGACAAUCCACGAACGGACUUGGAGAUGGCCAGAGUAUUACGUGAUAUCAAGCGUCAGAGGAAAAACAUGCUGCUACUUACAGGAAUAGCAGUCUCGUUUGCAGUAGCAUGGCUUCCGCUCACAGUCCUCAACACGCUUGCUGAUUACGACUUCCAGUUGUUUCUCAACAGAAACUUCAAUCAUGCCUACGCAUACUGCCUCCUAGCUGCCAUGUGUUCUGCAUGUUUGAACCCGAUAAUCUACGGCUGGUUUAACUCGAAUUUCAAGAAGGCAUUUUUGCUAGUCCUUUGUUCAAUUAAACAUUCGGUAACAGAUCUCACAGAAAUGGCAACAAUUAAAAAUGAUUCAAAAGGAAACAGCCAUCAGCCGUAUCGGUUUUACAGCAGUCUUCGUUUAGACUCGGCAGAUCCUUUGGCCACUUGCAGAUCGAUAUCAAGUCGAUCGGCUUCAAAAUCAAGCAGCCAGAACAGUAUAGCCAGCAGCAAAUCAUGUGGAUCUAAAAGUGCAGCUUGCAAAUCGUCCGCUUUGGAACCUAUUCAGUUGCAGGCCAGUGACUAAAUCAUACGAAAGUAUAUAGAAUUAAACCGGUUGAUUGUAAACAUUCUUUAAUUUAACAGAGCUAGAUUUUAAUAACUGGUUUUUGAUACGACAAGUUCGUUUAUGUACGAUAAGCUUGAUGCUAUCUUUGCUGUAAGCUAGUCUUGUUGUGUUUCAAAUUAUAGCGUUGAUUCAUUUCUUAGAUCGUCUUGAGUUCCAGCAGGCGACCGAUUUGAUAAUAGAUUAUCGUUGUGAAAGCUAAAUACUUACACACUGUGCUGUAAAAUGUAACUGGAAAGUAAUGUUCAUAAUGGUGCGUUAUCAUUCCACCAUGGAUAUUCUAUUAGAACAACAAACCUGACAAUGAUCUGACACUUUAAACUGUAAAAGGUGUUUUUCCUAGAUGUGUUGUACCUGUAACGCAAACUGCAGCGUUAUUUCUGUGUAACUGUUGUACAGUAACUGUUACCAAAUACCGUUUAAUAAUGUCUUUACAUUUUGAAUUAUAUAUAUUUAUAUUACAUCAUCAACUAUUAUGUAUUAUGCUGCUUUAGAAGGAAAAAGCUGUAUAUUUUGAAAUCUCAUGAACCUAUUCUAAAUAUUGUGCAAUUGUUACAGCAUAACAUGUUCAUGUCCGUAAGAGAUUAUAAUUUGAAAAUUGAUGUCUACCUGUCCUGUGACUUUCGAUACGUGACUUUAAAUAAUUAAUAUCUCGGAUCAACUGUUCCAACGUCGUUGGUAUGCAUUAUAACAAUUAUGGACCUGUUUACUCGUCUGAUUGAAAUAUUGGCCGAGAACAUUGGACACAGUGACCCGAACAGAAGUCUAUUUGGACGUAUAUUAUGUUAUGAUGAUGAGGUAAAUUUCAAAUUGUAUCGACCUGAUCAAAGUAUGCACCGAAGUAUAAGAACCAUGGUCAGAUCCGUAGACUUUGAUAUUCACCGAUAUUGCCAUACAGAAUUUGAAUUUUAUAUUUUUCCCCCAUUUUUUUAUUUCAUUUCAGUACAUUGAUAUUAAUACAUAUACAUUAUGUUCAUCAUAUGGAUACAAUACUCAUAAAACGUCAACAUAUCAUGUUUCAACAUUUUGUCCAUAUAUUUCAGCAAAGUCAAAAAAGUAUAUAUUGUGCAUAAUAUCUAUCUCUGAAAUGUUUUUCAAAUACUAAUUAAGGAUGGAAAAUGUUUGAUGAAUAAGGAAAUGAUGGAGCGUCCUUAAAGAAAAAACAGGAAGAAAGCGGUACAUAUUUGAGGAAAAAGUUGUUUUCAUGCUUGGAUUUAGUAAAGAAAAGAGGUUUAAGAAGCGGAGGGAACUAAGUAUACAAAGAAAGAAAAAAAGGCUGUUUUGCUCAGACAAAAGUUCUCUGUUGGUAUACAUCACCAUGAAAUUCAGUCCAUUUUGAAUGGUAUACAUCUUAUCCUUCAAACAAGCAACGGUAUAUUCGAUAUCAAUCCGUUUCUCAAGAUAAAGCUUAAAUAAAUUAAAAGUUGGAGGUGUUUAUCUUUAUUUAUUUCUAAAAACUAUAGCUGUCACAGGAGUGACGAAUUAUGCCCCCACAAUACGGCCUUGUCACAGAAGUAAGCCAAUUUCAAAGUCAAACUUGUCCUAUAUUUGAUGAUGUUACACCUGUGUAUCAAAAAUGAUUUAAAUCUGUCAACCCUGCAAAUAAAGUUUUAUUUUUCUGGGUCAAUGUGACCUUGACCUUUUACCUACUGACCUCAAAAUUAAUAGGGGUCAUCUGUUGGUCAUUAUCAACCUCUCUAU